AAUCUGCGAAGCCUUUUCUUUAAUAAAGAAAUUUCGAAACAUCGAUCUUAUCGGUUGGAUUUUUCCAUAUCAAACUCGAGAAAAAUUCACGUCUUGCUAUUUGUUGAAAACUAGGAACAGGGGAUUAGAAUUCCAUUCUCGCAGAGCCAUGAAGAUCACCGAAAAGCUAGCAAAUCUCGCUUUAGCAGGCUUAUCAUUAGCACCUUUGGUUGUAAAGGUGAAUCCGAAUUUGAAUGUUGUCUUGACAGCAUGUCUUACUGUAUAUGUUGGUUGCCAUCGUUCAGUCAAGCCUGCACCACCUCUGGAGACCAUGUCGAAGGAGCAUGCCAUGCGUUUUCCUUUGAUUGGAAGUGUUGUGCUCUUUUCACUGUUCUUAUUAUUCAAGUUUCUAUCAAAAGACUUGGUCAAUGCUAUACUCACUUGUUACUUUUUCGUUCUCGGCAUCAUCGCAUUCUCGGCCACCUUGUUACCUGCCAUUGAUCGGUUUCUUCCAAAGAAGUGGAAUGAAAUGACUAUAAAUUGGCAUCUUCCAUAUUUCAGAUCUGUUGAGGUAGAAUUCACAAAAUCACAGGUUGUAGCUGCUAUACCUGGAACAUUUUUCUGUACAUGGUAUGCAUUGAAGAAGCAUUGGUUAGCAAACAACAUUUUGGGAUUGGCAUUUUGUAUACAGGGAAUUGAGAUGUUGUCUCUUGGAUCUUUCAAAACCGGUGCAAUCCUCUUGGCAGGACUUUUUGUAUAUGAUAUUUUUUGGGUCUUCUUCACUCCUGUGAUGGUUAGCGUUGCCAAGUCCUUUGAUGCUCCAAUCAAGCUUCUGUUUCCCACAGCAGAUUUGGCACGGCCAUAUUCUAUGCUUGGGCUUGGUGAUAUUGUCAUUCCAGGAAUUUUUGUGGCUUUGGCUUUGCGUUUUGAUGUCUCAAGAGGAAAGGGGGAGCGAUAUUUUAGGAGUGCAUUCUUUGGUUAUUCAGUAGGUCUUAUUGUCACAAUCAUUGUGAUGAACUGGUUUCAAGCAGCACAACCUGCCCUUCUAUAUAUUGUUCCUGGCGUGAUUGGAUUUUUAGCAGUACAUUGCAUUUUGAAUGGGGAAAUCAAGCCUCUGUUGGAGUUUGAUGAGUCUAAGACAUCUGCGGAAUCAAGUUCAGCUGACUCCUCAUCACAAGUCAAUGAUUCAGCUGGCAAGUCAGAUCACAAAUCAGAUUAACAAGAUAAGGAAGGCUAUGAAAGUAGUCAUGGAAGUUUGUUCAGUGCUCGAGACUGAAGGAGUUUCUUUCUUGACAUCAUAUUUAAUAUUAAUUAAUCAGUGCAGGCCAAUCUGUGCUGCUGGUAUUUUCCUUUCAAAAAACAUGGUGGGAAACUGGAAAUUUUAAAUGUUUUCAAAUAUAAUGGGAUUUACUUUAUAAAAUUUUCUAAGCAGUUUAACCAGAGGGCACGCGCCUUCAUUUUGCAUGGCAUGUCCAAUUUUUUCUAUAUUUGGGAGUAGCCCAUGAGAUAUGAUUGAUUGAGAUGGUUAGUGGGCUCCAUCUUUGCUUGGACAUGUGCUUUUGAGGAAACUAAUGGAGAAUAUUAUUAACAGCAAGGAUGAUUGUGGGCAGGCGUCUUAAUUAGGACAGUUAUUCUCGGUCCAUUUGUUUCUACAAAGUAUUGAUCAGGAGAGAUGAUGCCUCAAAUUUUAUCAGCCUCCUAUUUUGUAUUGAUACAAUUGAUUACAUUCAUAGAUGGUAGAUUAGGAUUUAGGAAUUUUCAAUCAAUUAUCUGCUGAUAUACCAUUUCCCACCCAUUCUUACAGAGUUUUUUAAAUUUAA
Molecule: messenger RNA, 1799 nt
Organism: Cryptomeria japonica (Japanese cedar)
Lineage: Eukaryota; Viridiplantae; Streptophyta; Pinopsida; Cupressales; Cupressaceae
Product: signal peptide peptidase
Exons: 12
Coding region: 149-1198 (349 amino acids)
Biological process (GO): membrane protein proteolysis
Cellular component (GO): lumenal side of endoplasmic reticulum membrane; cytoplasmic side of endoplasmic reticulum membrane; membrane
Molecular function (GO): aspartic endopeptidase activity, intramembrane cleaving
Source: RefSeq, a predicted model, not a curated record